AUGAAAGUUGAAUACCAUCUUAUGUAUCUUCCAAAAUGCUUGAAAGAUUUCAAAAAAUCAAUGAAAGUUGGUUGGUUUCUACAUACUCCUUUUCCUUCAUAUGAAAUUCACAAGACAUUGCCAUCUCGAUCAGAGCUGUUGUACUCAGUUCUUGCUGCAGAUUUAGUCGCGAACUGUCCCAUUGAUAUAGAUUCAGAUCGCUUUAUACGUGCACUGGAGCUUCCUCAAGUCCAGGAACACAUCAGAGAACAUAAAGAAAGAUUUGCUGGGCGGAAGGUGAAGUUAGGUGUAGAUCGCCUUGAUAUGAUCAAAGGGAUUCCUCAGAAGAUAUUGGCCUUCAAAAAAUUCCUCGAGGAAAACCCUGAUAGGCGUGACAAAGUAGUUUUUUUGCAAAUUGUUGUGCCAACUAGAACAGAUGUUCCAGAGUGUAUACUUCUGUCUAAAUUUGCAUUGCUUCUUCUUGUGUUUGCCUGA
Molecule: messenger RNA, 474 nt
Organism: Humulus lupulus (European hop)
Lineage: Eukaryota; Viridiplantae; Streptophyta; Magnoliopsida; Rosales; Cannabaceae
Product: alpha,alpha-trehalose-phosphate synthase [UDP-forming] 1-like
Exons: 3
Coding region: 1-474 (157 amino acids)
Biological process (GO): trehalose biosynthetic process
Cellular component (GO): cytosol
Molecular function (GO): catalytic activity
Source: RefSeq, a predicted model, not a curated record